Molecule: messenger RNA, 6446 nt
Organism: Pomacea canaliculata
Lineage: Eukaryota; Metazoa; Mollusca; Gastropoda; Architaenioglossa; Ampullariidae
Product: ribosomal protein S6 kinase beta-1-like
Exons: 18
Coding region: 159-1580 (473 amino acids)
Biological process (GO): signal transduction; protein phosphorylation
Molecular function (GO): protein serine/threonine kinase activity; ATP binding
Source: RefSeq, a predicted model, not a curated record
AGACGUCACACGGAAUCCCUCGAUUGCAUGAGGGCCUGCGGGAUACAGCCUGUGACCGGUAGGGUGGUAGCUCUUACCUGUUCUUUCAUCCUUUUUUAUAAUAAUAAUAAAAAGACUACUCAGCAGGUGUAUGAAGCCGAGGGACGACUCAAGUUUGAAUGAUGGCGGGUGUGUUCGACUUAGAACUUCACGAAACAAACUCAUGCGAAGAUGAAUUGUCCGACGAAGAGUUUCACGAUCCUGACGAAUAUCAGCCCACAGGUGUUGAAGAUGCUGCUGAGCCAUCAGAAAUGGAGACAGUGGAGAUCUCGGCACAGACAGUCAACCCUUUUCAGGAGAAGGUUAAACCUCAGGACUUUGAACUCCUGAAGACAUUAGGCAGAGGUGGUUAUGGCAAAGUCAUGCAAGUUCGGAAGCUAACAGGUCAAGAUAGUGGAAAAAUCUUUGCAAUGAAGGUUUUGAAGAAGGCAACCAUUGCAAGAAAUGCUAAAGAUGCUGCACACACCCGAGCAGAGCGGAAUAUACUGGAGGGAGUAAAGCAUCCUUUCAUUGUGGAGCUGAAGUAUGCAUUCCAGACAGAUGGUAAACUGUACUUAAUUCUAGAAUACUUGCCUGGAGGGGAGCUGUUCACACGACUUGAUACAGAGGGCAUUUUGAUGGAGGAUGCUGCCUGUUUUUACAUAGCUGAGAUUGUUCUCGCCAUAGAACAUCUUCAUAGCCAAGGAAUUAUCUACAGAGAUCUCAAACCAGAAAAUGUUCUUCUUGAUAAAGCAGGCCAUGUAAAGCUGACAGACUUUGGUCUGUGCAAGGAAGCCAUUGGAGAAGGUUCUUUGACUCACACCUUCUGCGGCACAAUCGAAUAUAUGGCUCCAGAAAUCUUAACACGCAAUGGUCAUGGAAAAGCAGUUGACUGGUGGAGUCUUGGGGCUCUGAUGUAUGAUAUGCAGACAGGAUCACCUCCAUUUACUGCUGAAAACAGAAAGAAAACUAUAGAUAAAAUUCUGAAAGGAAAAUUGAGUCUACCCCCAUACCUGUCAACAGAAGCCAAGAGUUUAAUAAGGAAGCUGCUGAAAAAAAAUCCUGGAGAGCGACUCGGUGGUGGUCCUGAUGAUAGUGAACCUAUCAAGGCACAUCCUUUUUUCAGGCAGAUUAACUGGACUAAACUAGCCUUAAGGCAAAUAGAACCACCAUACAAGCCAGAUGUGACCAGUGAAGAAGACACAAGUCAGUUUGACAUAAAGUUUACCAGACAGACACCAGUUGAUUCUCCUGAUGAUACAGUCCUCAGUGACAGCGUGAACAGGGUCUUUCAGGGUUUUACCUAUGUUGCUCCAUCUAUCCUUGAAGACAUGAAAGCAUCAAACUGGUUAGAGCCACGCUCUCCUCGUAAACACAGGGGUCAUCAUCGGCCAGGCAUUGCUAUUAUGGAAGGUUACUCCAGCAUGGGAAGAGCUCCCAACAGUCACAUCAACGGCCACACGGGUGACUUUGAAGAGAUGGACACUACCUCUGCAGGGUGCCUGCCGGCCAGGUUGCCCAAAAAAGUGAAAAAGUCUGGUUGGCUAUUUAAGCGACCUUGAAGAUGGGACCAGUGCAACAUUUCUAACCCGAGGUCACAGGACUUCACAACUUCGCAGAUUGGUCUUUGGAUUUUUAAAUGUAUCAAGAUUCUUACAUGUUCACAUUGUGGACAUGGUUUCAAACAUCUUCAUCUUAGGGGGCUUGUUGAUGAGUGGAAAUUACUUUUUAUGUUCAUCCUCUUUUACUCACAAAGCCAGCAUGAUAUCUUUUAUAGCUUUUUAGUUGUUUCUCAUUAAUAUUUGGUCUCAUUUUGUGUAUGCCAUUGUCAUCUAGAAAUGGACUGUAGUUAUUGUUUUGGGAAAGCAUGCCUUAAUCAGUAACAUAGUAACUGUAACUUAGGGCAUGUUAGAACACCUGGUUAAAUCAAAUGUUUUUCACUGUUAAAAAAAAAAUACUAGUCUCAGGAGUGAUCAGAAAGUGGCAGUUGUUGAUAAAAUUUCAAAAUGUUAUGGCUUUGUGCACAUGCCUGUGAACACCAUUUGAAAAAUGCCAGCAGCUGAAGGCUUUCAUUGUGCAUUUUAUUUAGAUGGAUGGCAAAAAUUUAAGAUGUAAAGGUGAACAAAAUUUCAGUUUUGUAAGCAUUACACCUCUUUUGAGAGUAAGGGAGUUGCUGCAUCAAGAAAUGUUUUGCAGUAAGUGGCGAUACUUUAUCUUAAAGGGAACUAGGAAUCCACAUUCCACAUCAUGCCUUAGAUACUGUAAACCACUCGCAGUUUGUGACCACCGGUCACUUUACCUGUUUUUCUGUAGGUUUUUCUCUUAUGUCUUGUCUUUUUUGUUCUAUUGCAUUUCUUUUAUUGAUAUUGUGGUUUCAAUGAUUCGUGAAUUUUGUUUAAAAAUGGUAAUACAGGUACGCAGUCUCAAAGUGGCCAUAUCUUGCUUAUGUGCUGAAUUUGUUUACAUUGUCAUCUUCACAACGUGCAACCAAAGCUGCACACUGAAGAUGUGGCAACUUUUUGAUGAUCCCUAGGGAUCAUGUAUCAAAGUUGCAAUGAGGUAUAUUUGUAUCGUGCAUGGCUUUUAUGAUGGAGUUUAGGUGUAGACUGGAUGUAGAGAUUUGGUCGUCAUACUUAGUGUCAGCGAAACUAUCAUUCCUUUCCUGUAAGUACAGAAGUACCACAAGCACGUCGCUCUGAGUACAUAUUAUUAUUAUCUAAGGAAAAGAGUAUUUUAAGCGAUAGCUCUUUAUAGCUGCUUGUGGAUAUAUUUACAUGUCGUUUGUGGCUUUUCUUUAAUGUGACUGUUUUCAUUGAUGCAGAUUUCUCUCUGCUUCAAGUUCUUUGAGAAGCCUACCACUGGCUUCAAUUAUAUGUUCAUUUUGUUUCAAACCUGCUUUAGUGGCAGAGAUUUUAGAUGGUACUCAGAAGAAUUUUUUUUUUAUACUUUUUUCCUUAAUCUAACAUCAGAUCAAGUCUUCCCAUCUGCUUUUAUUCUCCACCACAGUUUCAAAAGGCCUUUUGUAGGAAGUGUGGUCCAUGCCUUCAACUCAGGAUCUGAACAUGCAUACAUUUGCAUCAUUUUAUAGAACUUUUUUUAGUGAGAUGUUUUCAUUGAAGAUUAAAAAUGAAAGUUUCAUGUAACUGUUAUAUAUAUAUAAACAUUUCAUAUUUCUUAUGUCACCAUUUCUUUAUUUCAAGACAGUUUCUAAAAAUAAUCAUCUCAUUCAAAUUUGUCAUGGAUUUCAUUACCAUGGAAAAAGUCUUUGGUUGCAACUAAUUGCAGAAGUUUUUUAAUCCAAGUUCUAGUCAUGCUUAUCUUAAAGGCAAAAGUUUCUGCAUGAGAUAAUGAUUCUGUAUGGCUUUGUUGAUUGCAGUUGUCAGAUGCUCUCAUGAUAAAGACAGCUGAUUAUUUAGAAAUUUUAGCAGUUGAGGUUUUACCUCUCUUUAUGUAUAUCCAAUAAGCUUUACAUGGAGAGUUUUGCAUAGCAAAUCAAAAUUAGAAAAUUAGAAUUAUGUGUGUACAUAAUGCUGUUCUUGAGGGGGAAAUCACCUUUGCAGAACCCCAGCUAAUCACUCACUACUGUAGUGUCAUAUCCAUGAAGGGAAGCAGCAUGUUAAAAAUUAAGAUGUAUUUGCUGCAUCCUCCAGGUGUGCUUGCAUUCAGCAUGCCGAAGAUAUUUUCAGUCAUUAUCAAGGGGAAAGAGUUGCAGGAAAACACCAGUGACACUUUCAGAGGGGAGAUAAAAGAUGAAAGAUACUUUUUCUAUGUAAAAAAAUUUUUUUUUAUACUUCUGAUAUUUUUAUCAUCAAUAUAUUCACCUUUCGUAGGAAGUCUAUAAAAGUAACGUAAUAUUAUUACCUUUGGCAGUUCUUAGUGACAUGCACAUGUUGAAAUGUGCUGAGGUGUCCUGCAAAUAACUUUAAAGCUCUUUAAGAUGUCUCAUGUUAAAAUAACACAUGUAAUUUGUCAUGUUAGCAAAUGGUUAAUGGUUUAUUUUUAAUUUUCAUAUUAUUUACUAUGUGUGCAUUUAUUUUCAGUUAAUAACUGCAUCACAUCUUAACUUUAAAAGAAAAAUGUGGGCUAUUACGAAGUUAGAUUCUGUUGUUUAUGCUGCAAAAAUAAAAGUGUACUUAAAAAGCAGUUAACAUUCUCUGUGAAAGAGAAAAACAAAAGUUAGGAACGGGAUGGCUUUCAUAAGUGUAUCACACUUUAAGAGUUGAGGAAAGUAGAUAGACAUUAAGAAUAGGAAUAAUCAUUUCCAUAUUAAUCCUGUUAAUAAUCAUUAAUAAUUAAUAAAUGUUUUAAAAAUUUUGAAUAAUUUAACUUUGAUGGAUGUUCAAUCCCACUAAUUUUACAAAGAUACCCAAAUGUAGUACAUAUAUAAUGUAGAUAUCUGGAGCAUGUACAUUUCAAGUAUAUUCCACAGAUAGGCCCUUACAUUUGAGGUCUAAAAUAUGUGCCAAGCACUUAGCCUUUUUCAGAUGUUUUAAUCUGUAAAAUGUCCUAUUCUAAUCAUUCAUGUUGGUGAGCAGAUGAUGAAUGAGAGUGACAGUCACUGAGAAUGUGUACCUGAUAUAUGCUCAAGUCUGUCCUACAUUCACCAUGAAAUGUUUAGGGAUAUGACAAAGGCCAAAACAAAUAAAUGUAUGGAGACUUGGCACGUGCAUGAAAACACACACACGGAACAGGGAGGGUUUACAAAAAUGAAAGAGCAUUUUUUGAACUGAAUUCUGGGAUGACUAAAAAAAUAAGAGAAAAAGUCACGAGCAGUUUUAGCAAAAAUUAUCUGAAAUUUUUUAAGAUUACUCAGACUCAGGAGAGAGAGGAUGGUUUUAUGAAUGUUACAUUAUUGACAGGUUGGAAAUAAUGCACACUAUUUUUUUGGCCUAAUUGCCACGUUUCUGUUUUUCUUUCUUCUUUUUUUUAAUUUAAAGCUUUGUGAGAUGACAAAACUCAAAGGUUUUGAGUUGUCUUGGGUUUACAGACCAUCAAACAAAUUGUGCUGCUAGCACAUAAAUUCACUUCAAAUUUCAUCACUUCCAGGUGAUACAGAUAGGAAGUUCUGUGUGGAGUGCAAUGUAAUUAAAACUACACUCGUAAAAAAAAUACAGUGUCCACUGAGGUGCUUGUGGGCAGGCAAAUAUCAUGCUGUGAUAUUAGAAACAUGCUGUUCAUUCAAGUACUUAGAACCCAUAAUACUUGUACACUGCUUAAAAUGUUGUCACAUGCUUGGAAUCAGAUAUAUUGAAAAAGCUCAUGCAAAAAAAAUGCUUUAAUAAGCAUGUAAUGCUAAUACUUGUGCUGCUUAAUGAAUUGAGAAUUUUUUUCUUAUGACAUUGUUGUCAACGCGUAAUAAUGGGUAAGACCUCACUUUGAACAUUUUUUUAAAUCUAUUAUUUUCAAAUAUGCUUAUUUGCAGAAACCAGCUUGCCAAGUAUAAAAAGGUGUAUAAAAUCAAUGCAGAUUGUUCCCUUUAUUUCAGUAAUUUAUGUUGAAGUAUUUGUUAGUAUAAAAAAUGUCACCUUGCAUAUUUUUUCUGAUUUCACUUUUCAUUUUAUUAAGAUUACAAAUGCUUGAUAUUGUCCUUGCAUUGUUAUUAUGUUUAAUCAAAGUGCGUUGAAGUUAUAAAGGAUUGUUUUUAUGUACAUCAUGCACCUAUGAUGAAAAAACCUUAGCACAUAUAGUGCAGAUACCCGGUCAGAUUCAAUACUUCACAUCCCAGAAAACCCAACGUUAUACCUCUUGUUUCCAUACUCCUAUUUCCUUCCCUCAGCAAAUGAGUGUUUUUUCAAAUUAUCAUUUUUCCAGAAAAGUAGUCUGGAAGGCAAGAUUAUAUGUUAAUGUAAUGGCGAGAUCCUAACCCAACAAUCUCAAUUGUCUCUGCCAGGAGAAUAUAUAGCAGCCAUCAUAUUUUCAUAGUUUAGCAAAAAGUUUAUGCUUGAUUGCAUUUUGGGUCAUCCCUGAAACAAUAGUAGAAUAUCAUUGUACAAACAAAAACAAAAAAAGCCCCUUAAUUCUCCUGAAUUGGUUUCUUUAUUUCCCUGAUUUUUAUAUUGUUUUUUUUUUUGUGCCAUAAUUUUACAAUUUAUGAACCGGACCGUCGGUUCUGUAAUUUCUCUCCUAUUAAUAUGGAACAAAAGAAAAAUGUUUCAUAACUGAUUGCAGACAACAGGGAAGGAGAAGAGGAUUCUGCACAAUCUUAUCAUGAUACAACUAUUUUUGAUCUCCUUAAAUCUGAUUUAUUGCUUACUUGAAAAACUUGAGAUAAACAUUUGUAUGUGAUUUGGAUGUCGGUUUAAAUUAUACUGUGUGCCUGAGAGAAAGAAUGAUGCCAUGCUUUCAUGGUAAGUGGACUGACAUGAUUCUGUAAACUCUCUUUAACAGCUAAAACUCCACAUCAGAAAUAAACUUGUUUUUGCAAUUGA